This is a messenger RNA of Tarenaya hassleriana, 405 nucleotides long. RefSeq lists its product as uncharacterized. The transcript has a single exon. The record is from RefSeq and is a predicted model, not a curated record. Bases 1 to 405 code for a protein of 134 amino acids. NCBI's taxonomy places the organism in Eukaryota, Viridiplantae, Streptophyta, Magnoliopsida, Brassicales, Cleomaceae.
AUGGCAUCGAAGUGCUCGACCAGGAUGAUUCUUGUCCUAGCGUUCAACAUCCUCCUCUUCUCCCACUUCCCCAAAACCGCUCACGGAGUACUUUCCGUUUCUGUUUGUCCGAGGAGUCUCCUCCAAGUUAGGAGCUGCGCCACUGAACUCGUCACCGCUGUCACUGACAUUGUCAACAAUGCCACUGUCAACGUCGGUGUAAACAAUGGCGGAAUCGGCGUGGGAGUUGGAGUACCAGUGCCUGCACCCAGUCUCAGUAACUGCUGCAGCCUCGUGAGAGGCCUGACCGAGUCACAGAACACUGCUUGCGUCGAUGCCUCAGUCAGGGUUAGUGUCAUCGGUACCCGUCUCCCUAAUGUUGACUUCGUCCGCCUCGUCCGAAAUGUUUGCGCUCGCAUCCAGUGA